GCUAGCGGCAGCCAAUACCGGCGGACGCAGGUAUCUCUCAGGGAGUUGGAAGUGAGUCUGUGAGGCCUCAGGCCCCAGAUCCCAAGAGCCCAAAUGCCCGUCCAACCUCCAAGCAAAGAUACAGAAGAGAUGGAAGCAGAGGGCGAUUCAGCUGCUGAGAUGAACGGGGAAGAGGAAGAGAGUGAGGAGGAACGGAGCGGCAGCCAGACCGAGUCAGAAGAGGAGAGCUCAGAGAUGGACGAUGAGGACUAUGAGCGGCGCCGCAGUGAGUGUGUCAAUGAAAUGCUAGACUUGGAGAAGCAGUUCUCGGAGCUGAAGGAGAAGUUGUUCAGGGAGCGGCUGAGUCAGCUGCGCUUGCGGCUGGAGGAAGUGGGGGCUGAGAGAGCCCCGGAGUACACAGAGCCUCUUGGGGGACUGCAGCGGAGCCUCAAGAUUCGUAUUCAGGUGGCAGGAAUCUACAAGGGCUUCUGUCUAGAUGUGAUUAGGAAUAAGUAUGAGUGUGAGCUGCAAGGAGCCAAGCAGCACCUGGAGAGUGAGAAGCUGCUGCUCUAUGACACGCUACAGGGGGAGCUGCAGGAGCGGAUCCAGAGGCUGGAGGAGGAUCGCCAGAGCCUGGACAUCAGCUCUGAGUGGUGGGAUGACAAACUGCAUGCCAGAGGCAGCUCCAGGACCUGGGACUCGCUGCCACCGAGCAAGAGGAAGAAGGCACCUCUCGUUUCUGGCCCUUACAUCGUGUACAUGCUGCAGGAGAUCGACAUCCUGGAGGACUGGACAGCUAUCAAAAAGGCCAGGGCGGCAAUGUCCCCUCAGAAGAGAAAAGCGGAUGGACUGUGACCAGCCAGGGGGUCCCUUGGGACAGCUGGCACCACACCCAGGACUCGAAUUUUCCUGUAGCAAGGCCCACUGGCAUGCCCCAGGGGCAGCCCUCCGGACUCUCCAGUGCUGCUGCAGGCGCCCCUCCAGCCGUAACUGGUCUGGACUCCUCGGCUUGCUCAGCUGUGGCUUUGGAGCUGACCUGGCCUCUCAAGACUGCUGUCUGUCCCUUAACCAACCCACCCCUCAGUGUCUGUGACAAAGGAGACAGAACUUGUUCUAAGCCAAAGCGAGCAACAUUCCUCCUGGUGACCUCAGGCAUGGGGACCCCAGCCACUAAACCAGGAGCUGGGCCCUACAUCACAGGAAUCAGAACUCUGAAUCAGAAAUGUAUGUUGAGGGCCUGUCUGCCCUGGCUGGAGCUGGAGGUGACAGGCAGGCUCCCAGCUCUUAUCAGGGCCAUUUGUGGUGUCUGCCUCCCAG
Messenger RNA from Fukomys damarensis (Damara mole-rat), 1296 nucleotides. RefSeq names its product BRMS1 transcriptional repressor and anoikis regulator (gene Brms1). Bases 94 to 834 code for a protein of 246 amino acids. Gene Ontology annotation, molecular function: histone deacetylase binding. Lineage: Eukaryota; Metazoa; Chordata; Mammalia; Rodentia; Bathyergidae. The transcript is spliced from 10 exons. Gene Ontology annotation, biological process: negative regulation of transcription by RNA polymerase II. The record is from RefSeq and is a predicted model, not a curated record. Gene Ontology annotation, cellular component: Sin3-type complex.